CCUUGAGUGGGAAUGGGUGGGGGAGGAAUGGAAGAUGGGAAAUACGAGGGCAUGAGAGAGAAAAAGAGACAAGCAAGUGACAGAGUAGGAGACAAACAAUGUAUAGAGCGAGAGAGAUUGAACGCUGUAUGGACAUAAACAGAGCGGUCUGGCAACCCACAGGGCACUAGGACCGUUCUGUCUGUGGUUCCAGUCACAGGCUCCAAGGUUUACCAUCAGAAACAUCCCGGGAAAAAUCCCACUAUUCCACCUGUUCUUGAAGGAAGGGCAGGAAUUCUUCUCAUCCAAGGCUGGAUGACCGCUAACACAAGUAUUACAACAUGGCAAUGGAAUGCUUUAAGACCUGCUGCAAGAGAUUCCUGGGCAAGGAGGACAAGGAGAUUGAACCUCCAGUUACAGUGAAGAUGCCCCCUGCUAGACUCCCCUCAGCUGACCCCUGGAGAGGGGUGUCGGAGGACUACCUUCUCUCCAAACUGCCCCCAGAUGGGAAGGAGGUUCCCUUUGUCCUCCCCGCAUUCAAGACCUCCUACAUCCAACCACAAAGCUCCCGCUACUGCAACCACCAAUCUCCCUGCCUACACAGCUCAGCCAGGAGCACUUACAGGGAAAGGAAAGCGGAGUUGUCGGGAUCCAGUCAGGUUGUCUACAACCCUGACUCUCCCCCCAUGUUGUCCCCCAAGAUGAAACAGCGCAGCACCCUGAAACGGAGUCGCAAUGACUUAGGAGCAGGUGGGUACAAUGAGGGCCUGAGCAAAUCCAUGUUUGACCUGUCCAACCCAAGCCCUCAGAGCCGCAUGCAGCGUUAUGACAGUGUCUCCAGUUUCCAGAGCAGCAGUGCAUCGUCCUCCAUGAGGGAGUCCCUGGAAAGUAGCCGUAGCCUUGAAUCCAUCGCGUUGUCAGGGGAUGAGAGGGAACAGCAAGACCUGGGGCGAGUGUGUGUCCGACUGAGUUACCAAGAGGCCCUGGAGCAGGUGUGGAUCACCUUGGUGAAGUGUGAAAACAUGGCCUACAGUGAGCAGCAGAGGUUCGGCUUUAAAGGCAUCAUCACCAUGACCAAACCAGUUCAGUUUAAGAGCUCGGUCAAGGGAGGCUCACCGGACCCAGUCUUCAUGGAGACCUUCGUGUUCGCACUGCAGCUGCAGACCCUGCACUGCAGUGCCUUGGUGCUGCAGCUGCAGACCCACCAGCCCAGAAAGAGGACGGCGGCCCAGUGUGUCCUCUCCCUCAGACAGCUGGGCCCAGAGGAGACGCAACACUGGCUGGUGCUCAACCCGCCCUCCAAGUCCCCAGUGUGUCACGCUACGUUGCACCUGGCCACCUGCUUCCAGCCCGUUAAUGGUCGUGUCCAACUCCAGGUCGUCGCGGCCCAGAACCUUCCCGCUCCACUCAGCCAUGCCUUCUUUGUGAAGAUAGAGAUGCAGCAUCUGGACAGGGUGGUGUUGAAAAGGAAGACCCAUGCCCUGAAGUCCUCCAACGGUCAGCUGACUUGGAAUGAGUCCUUCUACUUCCCCUUGGCAGCUCUAGAGCAGGGCUUCCAACUGUCAGUUAAGCUGUACAGCCGCAGCCCUGUACGACGGAAACAUUACCAGGGACAGGUUCUGCUUGGCUUCGACAGCCCGACCCAGGAAGCAGCGGAACAAUGGAGGGACAGCAUGACCCACCCAGAGAAGGUGGUGGCUGCGUGGCACGGACUCAACAGAGCCUGAGACCCCUGCAAACGCACCUGUCAAAACUCACACGCUCUUUAACCUUUGAACUCAGCCCGAACCCAGGGCUCCGUUGCAUGUGUUAUUAAGUAUUAUUGCUGUAGCAGAGGCGGCGUUUAGCGUUGAACUUCGGCCUGAUCAGAAUUCACCUUCACGUUUCUACUUCUAUCUGUAACACUGCAGCGAUAGAGAUUGAAUAGAGCCCCUGGUCUGGGACACAGGGUCUCAGUGGUGGACAACCUGGACUAGAACUGGACAACCAGGACAAGUACUGGACAAGUACUGGACAGCCUGGACUGGUUUUGCACAACUUGGACUAGUACUGGACAACCUGGACUAGUAUUGCACAACUUGGACUAGUACUGGACAACCUGGACUGGUAUUGCACAACUUGGACUAGUACUGGACAACCUGGACUAGGAUUGCACAACUCGACUAGUACUGGACAGCUUGGUCAAGUACCGACAUAGUGUCUGCUGGCUUUAUAGGAACACAGGCCAGAUAGGCUGCAUUACGCUGUCUGUCUGUCGUGUCUGUCUGUCGUGUCUGUCACUCUGCUCAGAGGAAUUGUUAUUAAAACUCUGUACAUUCUGUGAAUGUUUCUGGAAGACCUAGCGGAUUUUCAUGGAGAGUUCGGGUUUAGAGGAGGUUUAGAUUGUAUUUGUUGUAUUACAUUAUCUGCAUUGACCGGCUUAGAAUGUUGUCAGGUAUUGUUACUGUAAGUGGAUUAACAAUCUAUGCAGUUAGAUGGCUUGACGUUUCGUAUAUUAAGGAAAAUGAUUGUUUUUAAAAUGUGUUUAGAUAUUUAUAACUGCUAGGAAUUGUGGCACUGAUGAAUCCUGGACGUAUAUGCUUGUAGUGGAUCAUUUGCCUACAAUGUUUAGUGUUUGCACAUUUUAUCUUUUUCUAAUCUUUUAUAAUGAAUCUAGAGAAUAGAUACGAUAAUUUACUAAAUGAUUAACCCCACAUAAGAAGUUUUGCGUAUAAACUCUCAGAUUUUGGUCUUUCAUUUCCUGUCUUUUAUGUAACGGCAUGUAAAGAUAAGCAUGAUUAAAACUAGGUUUAUCUUAAACUAAGAUCUGUGCAGAUGUCAGACCUGGUUUGUUCUGAUCCAAAGCCUGCCUAUUGAUUCAUUAUGUUCUCUGGCUGUGUCAUACAGUUCUGUAUUGGUGAUGUAUUGCUCGCUAUUCUAUGGGCCAGUGUGUGUACUCUCUGAACAUGUCAGAGAGUACACACACAUGUUACUCACGCUGUUCCCCUAUAAAAAGUUGCAAAAUUCUUUAUUGUUGUUGGCCCAUUUGGCCAACAACAAUAAAGAAUUUUGCAAGCUUUUAUAGGGGAACUGCGUGAGUGACAUCUUCAGAGCAAACCGAACCUUCCACACCCGCUUCUAUACAGUCCUGACACACUGUGCCAGCGUGACGCACCAGCUGUGUAAUAAAAAAAGAAGUACAGAAGCAACUGUACGUCGUUCUGGAUAAGAACGUUUGCAAAAUGACUAGAAUGUAAACACCAUAAACGAAAUACCACCUUCAUUGUUUAACACCUCCCUAAUUCGACAGGUAAACAGCCCCCCAUGUUUCAGCAACACACUGCCCCCUCCCGUCUCUAUGUGCCGUCGAUAUGCCAGUGACCUGUAAAUAUGCCCCAGGCCCUCAGGCUCCAUUUUGAAACCAAAGCUUGGGAAACCCUAGAGGUAAACACAGACAAGGACCGUGUGUAGAAGCACUGUGUUCUUCACACCUUGGCCAACGUGG
Messenger RNA from Esox lucius (northern pike), 3463 nucleotides. RefSeq names its product tandem C2 domains nuclear protein. Lineage: Eukaryota; Metazoa; Chordata; Actinopteri; Esociformes; Esocidae. The transcript is spliced from 12 exons. Gene Ontology annotation, cellular component: nucleus. The record is from RefSeq and is a predicted model, not a curated record. Bases 321 to 1706 code for a protein of 461 amino acids.